UCAGUCAAUUUCCAUCCAUUAGGCCCAUCAUGCCGUCAAAAGCCUAAAACUCAUGUUUGAAGCACACAUAUAGUGGAAUACAAAUGUGCGGAGUUAUGCGAUUUUCCCAUUACUGCUACCACACCAACCACUUUACGUCAAAUGUCUUACUAAAUCAUCGCCCACAUGAUAAAGCAUCAGGAAAUUUAUCCCAACCGAGGAGUAAUGCAGUUGGUUGCUGUAAUUCCAUUAUUACGGUUUUUCAUCGUCAACAUUUCAGUGUGCUUCUUAGAAAAGAGCCCGUAAGAUCACCACAGACAUCCUUAAGCCAAUGCUGGAUUUUGUCCAUGAAAGAAGAGGGACUUCCAACAAUGUUCUGCUCCAUCCUUAUUUUCAAGACUCAUCCAGCUUCAGUGUUUCUUAUGCUGCUAGUCCUGCUACACAACUUUUCUUGCUUCACUGGCGAGUUGGAUCACUUCAGUUGCUGUGACACACCUGAAGUCACUCCCCACGGGAUUAUGGCCAGGUGAUGAAGAGGAGACGUCGAGGAGAUGGAUUUCUUAUGUUUCAAAAUCGUCACUGGUCUCCGUCGGAUGUUGCCCCUGCUCCCGGUGCGAACUAAACUUUGUGGAUUGAAUGGAUACUGCACCAACAAAAUACUUCUGGCAAUGGAAAUGGACAAUCGCGACCGACACCGAGACUCGUCAUCAAUGUGGAUCUUCGUAUUGUUGGUAUUAUUUCGUUUGUGUUAGUGUUAGUUAACCCGUUGGCUGCCACGCCUUUGUUCUCCCUUAGCUCCUUAGCACGGGCCGCGCU
Daphnia pulicaria is the source of this 795-nucleotide messenger RNA. RefSeq lists its product as uncharacterized. The record is from RefSeq and is a predicted model, not a curated record. The transcript has 5 exons. The coding region runs from base 84 to 509 and encodes 141 amino acids. NCBI's taxonomy places the organism in Eukaryota, Metazoa, Arthropoda, Branchiopoda, Diplostraca, Daphniidae.